Messenger RNA from Pecten maximus, 1335 nucleotides. Its product is annotated as glutathione S-transferase omega-1-like. Gene Ontology annotation, biological process: glutathione metabolic process. Bases 126 to 854 code for a protein of 242 amino acids. The record is from RefSeq and is a predicted model, not a curated record. Gene Ontology annotation, molecular function: glutathione transferase activity; glutathione dehydrogenase (ascorbate) activity. The transcript has 6 exons. Gene Ontology annotation, cellular component: cytoplasm. Lineage: Eukaryota; Metazoa; Mollusca; Bivalvia; Pectinida; Pectinidae.
AAAGAUGACCAUAAAAAUGAAAGCGUGUUUUUGCACAUGGUAUCGUCGACAGUGAACUGAACAUUAAUUGUGGCGAAGAGCGGACUAUUGUCAUUGCCGGUGUGAGACGAGGACGACCUACCAAGAUGUCCACCACUCUUAAAUCAUUCACUAAAGGUACGGAGUUUCCAGCUUCAAAGCCCGGAAAACUACGACUGUACAGCAUGCGAUUUUGUCCAUAUGCUCAAAGAACCAGACUGGUAUUGGCACACAAGAAAAUAGAAUUUGAGACAGUUAACGUUGACCUGAAGGCAAAACCUGAUUGGUUCCUGGAGAGAAAUCCACUGGGAUUGGUGCCCGUGCUGGAGCAGGAUGACAAGAUUAUAUACGAGUCUGCAGUCACGAGUGACUACCUCGACGAAGUCUACCCAGACAAUAAACUGACCCCAUCUGACCCCUACAGGAAAGCACGCGACAAAAUGCUAAUGGAGAUGUUUGGCAAGGUGAUUACCAAUUAUUACGGUACACUAAGGAGCAAAGGCGAGGACAAAGACAUUGUAGAGAAUCUAUUGAAAAAUCUUACACCAUUUGAAAAGGCGUUAGGAGAAAGAGGCAUCUACUUUGGAGGUGAUCAACCUUCGAUGUUGGAUUUCUUUGUGUGGCCAUGGUUCGAACGAAUGGCCGUCCUAUCGAAGAUACUACCUAAUACAGAUCCCUUGCCAGCUGAGAAGUUCCCUAACCUCACAGCUUGGGUUGAAGUGAUGAAGUCCCAACGCGCUGUCAAGGAAACUAUGUUCGAUAUCCCCACACACCUCGCUUUCUAUCAGAGCUAUGCAUCAGGAAAACCUAACUACGAUGUAGGGCUGACCAUGUGAUGAUCCAGAGGGUAGACACCUUUGUGGAUAGUAGACGAUAGUUGAUAUAAAAAUAACAUUGAAACUACAAAUCUAUAUAUAUUUAUAUAUUUAUAGGCGAAAUAUUUAUUGUAGUGAAAAUGUGAAAAAAAAUGUUUUGAGUGUUAACACAGGAAAAAACCAUCAAGGUUUAAUUUCUUUGAAACUUUGACAUAAGAUGUGUGACAUCAUUUUUUUUUCAUAGCACAAUUCUUAAAAAAAUUGAAUUUUACGUAAAAUUUAGUCAGUGCGAGGCUACCACUUUAAAAGUGUACUGAAACGCAUGCUUUUAAUCAGUUCUAAUAGAAUUUUGUGCGAACUUCAUCCUCUUAUAUCCUGUGUCACUACAUGUAUCUCUUACUAAGACCACGUCUAAGAGUGGAAGGGGUGUACAACUAUAACGUGAUAUAUUCAUUUUGAAAUGCAGCUGUUUACAAAAUAAAAAGAAUAUGUUUUUAAAACC